ACUGAGAUUUGGGAAACGCACACCCAGCAUACUCACGGCUCCGCUAUGAAGGCAUGGCUUAUCGUGUGCAUUGGGCUGCUUGUAGUCGCCACGCUCGCCCUCUGCGAAGAUGAAGAAGCGGCUGCAGCGGAGCUUCAGGCUGAGUUGGGCGAAGGUCCCUCCAUGUCGCGGGUUCGACGCGGAGGCGGUGGCGGCGGUGGUGGGGGCAAGAAGAAAGGCAAGGGCAAGGGCGGCGAGAAGUCCAAAGGAAAAAGCGGAGGAGGCGACGGUGAGACUGAGUGAUUAAAGACGACGACAAACGACAUCCUAACCACGCAGCAGGUGCGCCGGCGACGGAGCACACAAAGAACUCGGUUCCCCGCUGUGGAAAAGGAACACCGGUCAUUGCACAAAUAAAGGAUAGAACAAGCAAAA
Molecule: messenger RNA, 414 nt
Organism: Dermacentor andersoni
Lineage: Eukaryota; Metazoa; Arthropoda; Arachnida; Ixodida; Ixodidae
Source: RefSeq, a predicted model, not a curated record